UACAGAUCUACAGUAUGGGGUCCUAAUUUUGGUAUUCGUGCGCCUGCCUGUUUGCCAAAGUCCUGUUAGCCUAGCCGGCUAACACAGAGCCCACUUCCGACACCGGAGUGAACGACAGCAGUCCAUGUUUGUUCCUCGCUUCUUGGUCAAGAUGUCAAGUCCCAACCCUUUAGUGAGACUGCAGCAGCGAGCAGACGAGGCUGACCGCCUCAUCGAGUACCUUAAACAGCAGGUUCAGCUCUUGAAGGGAAAAGCCAUUGCCCAGGCCGGCGUCAAAGAGGAGAAGAAACUGCUAGUGGAAAACGCCAAACUGAAGCAGGACAUCGAUGCACUGAAAAAGCAGCUGCUGGAGAAAGAAAAGAGUAGGGGAGUGCUCGAUGUAGCCGUGCCAUCAGUGGAAGGCGGUGUCCAGUGCCUUUCCCACGCCGCUCCUCCCACGCCUGCGACUGCUGUCCAGAGCCCUCCCCCAAAAGAUGACAACAAAAAGAAGCCGGAGAAAAAAGAGAAGAAGCCGCAGCCAGCCGCAGGUCUGGAGGACAUCAAAGUGGACGUGUCUCGCCUGGACCUGCGCGUGGGACGCAUUUUGACGGCAGAGAAACACCCGGAUGCAGACAGUCUCUAUGUGGAGCAGGUGGAUGUUGGCGAGCCCUCCCCCAGGACCGUGGUCAGCGGGCUGGUCAAGCACAUUCCUCUGGAGCAGAUGCAAAACCGCAUGGCAGUUCUGAUGUGCAACCUUAAGCCGGCCAAGAUGAGAGGAGUGACGUCCCAGGCCAUGGUCAUGUGCGCCAGCUCGCCUGACAAGGUGGAAAUCCUUGACCCACCAGGCGGCGCCGUACCAGGAGAGAGAGUCACCUUCAAUGGCUUCCCAGGUGAACCCGACAAAGAGCUGAACCCCAAGAAGAAAGUGUGGGAACAGAUUCAGCCGGACCUGCGCACAGAUGGCGAGUGUGUGGCAACCUACAAAGGGGCUGCGUUCGAAGUGGCGGGCAAAGGAGUGUGCCGAGCCCAGACCAUGAGCAACAGCGGCAUCAAAUAAAGAAGGCAAGCUGGUGACAAAUUGAAGUAGAUACCUUUUUUGAAAGGCUUCAAUAAAGUGUUUUCAUCU
Molecule: messenger RNA, 1105 nt
Organism: Entelurus aequoreus (snake pipefish)
Lineage: Eukaryota; Metazoa; Chordata; Actinopteri; Syngnathiformes; Syngnathidae
Product: aminoacyl tRNA synthase complex-interacting multifunctional protein 1-like
Exons: 7
Coding region: 125-1036 (303 amino acids)
Molecular function (GO): tRNA binding
Source: RefSeq, a predicted model, not a curated record